Messenger RNA from Ictalurus furcatus (blue catfish), 2962 nucleotides. It is a transcript of the gene med22, whose product is annotated as mediator complex subunit 22. NCBI's taxonomy places the organism in Eukaryota, Metazoa, Chordata, Actinopteri, Siluriformes, Ictaluridae. The transcript is spliced from 4 exons. The record is from RefSeq and is a predicted model, not a curated record. Gene Ontology annotation, cellular component: mediator complex. Gene Ontology annotation, molecular function: transcription coregulator activity. Gene Ontology annotation, biological process: regulation of transcription by RNA polymerase II. The coding region runs from base 108 to 530 and encodes 140 amino acids.
UGGGAAGUGACGUCAUUAUCAAGCGACAGAAGAACACGGAGCGGUUGUCUGGGAGAAUUGUUUACAGAAUGCACUGAGACAGCUGAGCAGUGCGAAUUAAAAAUAAAAUGGCCACACAACGGGUGCUCCCGCAAAGUAAAGAGACUCUUCUGCAGAACUACAACAAGAGACUGAAAGAUGACAUCAGAUCCAUACUGGAUAACUUCACUGAGAUCAUCAAAACUGCCAAGGUAGAAGAUGAAACGCAGGUUUCUAGAGCAACACAAGCAGAGCAGGACCACUACGAAAUGCACGUCAGAGCUGCCAACAUUGUGCGAGCUGGUGAGUCUCUGAUGAAGCUGGUGUCAGACCUGAAGCAGUUCCUGAUUCUGAACGAUUUCCCUUCUGUAAACGAGGCCAUUAGCCUGCGCAACCAGCAGCUGCGUGCCCUGCAGGAGGAAUGCGACAAGAAGCUCAUCUCCCUGCGCGAUGAGAUCGCCGUUGACCUAUACGAGCUCGAGGAAGAGUAUUACUCCUCCAGGUACAAAUAGAUCCUCCAGAGACCCUGCAAUCCUGUAGUCGAGUAUCAUAUGCACACUCUCUUAUACGCACAUACCCUAUAACUCAUACCCUUGUGCCUUAGACCACAACUUGUGUGUGUCUGUGAGUGUCCAAAUUCACGCAUAAGGACACAACCUGUAUUGCCUUUAAAAUGGAACAAGAAGAUAAAGACGGGUUAAACUUGUAAUUUAAACAUUUGUUAUCAUAUUUUCAUAACAGGAUAGUCAAAAGGAUCUUGUGAACACCAAAACAUUUUUUUUACCAAAGUAAAAAAAGUAUGUGAAAGUGUGCUUGGAUGCUAUAAAGGAAAAAUUCAUGUUAUACAUUUUGUGAAAAUGAGUGUACUACUACUAAAAGUCAAAUAAAAGAAAACAUGCAUACAGUACACAUCAUAGAACGUAAGGUUAAAAAAAGGAUACUAGAAAAGGUGAGCCUUAUUACACAUAUGAUAAUGUUAAAUAUACAUUAUAGUCCUCUUAAUGAUCCUAGGAACAUAAUGUCAAAUAUUCAAAUGUUUGUGUGAUUUCAAAGCUCAGUGUUGUAUUAAACAUGCAGCAUUUUAAAUAGGAAAAUGUAUUAAAUAAAUAAAUAAAUAAAUAAUAAUAUAAAAAAUAAAGCACUGCUUAGAAAGCAGCUGAGCUCACUGAUUAGACUCAUGUUUGAACUGGCCAAACUGCACGUGGCUUAACAGUCUAAGAAGCGCAGUUGAUUCCCUUAGAGUGGCACAGGUUCAUGACUAAUCGCAGUUUAUGAUCUCUGUCACUAAAAUACUAAUAAAUGCACUGAGAGUAAUUAAACACAGUGGCUACAAAUAUCUUAGGAAAAACAGUUGUGGCCAGUAUUUUUCUCAUAAUUAGUUUACAUUUCUCUUCUUGUAAGGUCGUUCAAACCAGAUGUCAUGUUACUGUUCCACUGCUAGAACAUGCCAUAUUUGUUGUACGUAGCCUAGGCAUAUUUUGAAUUUGCUAUAAAUCAGGGGUCUUUAAUCUUAUCCGCAAAGGGUCGGUGUGGCUGCAGGCUUUCAUUCCAGCAACACGGGAGCCACUUGGUCGGAAUGAAAGCUUGCAGCCAUACCGGCCCUCUGCAGGAUAAGAUUAAAGACCCGUGCUAUAAACGAAGAGCGAGUUUGCUUUGCUUGCUCAGAUUCAGUGAAUAUUUCAUCAAAGCUAGGUCUACAGGGUGAUCAAUAUCAACCAGAGUGAAGCUUAUACAAGCUUUAGUCAAGAUUACAUCCAUCCACUGUAUAUCAUAAAGGGCAGAAAUUAUGGUAAAAUAUAGACAUACUCUGUACACAUUAUAGUAUGCUCUGAAAAGACCAACAUUAACCCGAUAAUAAAACAAUUACAGAUUUAGGUUUUCUGGGGCUAUUUUAAACAUGCCACUAAUCGGACUAGAGAGGAUAAAAAAAUGAAAUGAAAGUCUCUGAAAAUUCUCUGCUUUCUGCCCAAAUGCGUCUAGCCCAGUAGCUAGUCUCUGGUCUGAUGAGCUGCCUUUAGCUAAAUAAUUUACACAAACGUACAUGAUGGCAUAAGCCACAACAGAGGAUCUGCCGCAGAAGCCGAGCUGGUUGUUUAGAAAACUCCGACGGUUUUUCCGUACUAUUAUCAUUUCUGCUACAGUAUUUUUUUUCCCAAGUACUCAUUUCAGUCUGGUGAAAUACUUUGCCGGGUCUGCAUCUCGACCACCGUCCACCAGUUGAUGACUCCUGAUUUAAGGUAUACAUAAAUGCAAGGUUAGGUCUGGUCAUUAGGUUGUGUAUUUCAUUUAUUUGUGGGUGGUUGUGAGGUGAUUUUUAUACACUUUGAGCAGUGCAAAUAUGUUUCUUUUUUACUCUCCUAUCAAAAAAUAUCAAAAGAUUCUUAGAAAUUUACCACAAAUAUGGUCAAAUACUAUUAUAUUAUAAUAUUUCCUGUAUAGUGCCCAAGGCUAUUAUUUUGGCCAUUGGUUUUGUCUAAGAGAAAUGUUAAUUAAGUUUAGUUAAACUUUAAAAAUAAAGCUGGAGGACAUUGAGCUGCUGGUGCCUAAUUGUAAAUGGUGCUUAAGCUUUAACUUUACACAGGUAUCUACAGAGAAUUUGCACGUCAGAAUGAGUUGUAUGUCUUAGGAUGCUAAAAUUUUGUAACACUGGUGAUUUGGCUUUUUUUAUUAUAUCUUGUGCUGUUGAAUGGGUUGAACCGAUGUUCUAAUGUACUAAAAUAGGUAUUUAUGUAGACCCUGUACCUCUGAAACGAGGAGCACUCUGGGAGUUUUAAUAACAUUGAGCAAUUCUUGUACUUUUAUGGCCUGUAUUUUUAGAUUUCUUUUAUUGUAUUCGAUUAAAAGAGAUUAUCAGUGUCCUGUUAAAAUGUUAAUGAAAAGUUGUAUGAUUUUAUACAAGUACAUAUUUAGCUUGCAGUGAUAAAAUCUAUAAUGUUUACACUGA